Messenger RNA from Chara braunii, 1649 nucleotides. The record is from the annotation of a GenBank genome assembly. Lineage: Eukaryota; Viridiplantae; Streptophyta; Charophyceae; Charales; Characeae.
GCGGCGCACGGUGGGGGGAAGCCAUGCGCAGCAAGCGCUGCACAUGCGAACCGGUUUUCCCUCUCCCGCUUGAUGAGCGCGGAAACCCCGCGUGCGCGAACUCCGCGCGCCCAGAGCUUGAUUUCGAAAUUAACGGUUGGCUUAUAUUCGAUUAACAAACUGACGGUUCAUUUCAUUUGAUUGUUGAUUGACACGCCAACGGCUCGUUUAUUUUUAUCCAUUCUAUCCAUUUUAUAUCCAUUUUAUAGAUUUUAUCGAUUUUAUCUAUUUUCCGUUAUCCAUUAUCCCUCACAUACAUACAUCUACAUACAUCUACUCCUUUUCCUCCUCUUCUCUCCUCUUCCUCUUCUCUCCUCAAAAUUUAUAUCCUCAUCCUCUUCUACCCUCGUCCUUUUUUUUUUUUUUUUUUGGAACCCUCGUCCUAUUCAUCUAUCCUCAUUUCUAUUCACUCGUAGGAAAAAAAAAAAAAAAAAAAGUCCCACGUGGCGCGCACGUGCUCUCCCACGUGUCGUUCCGAGAUCUCCCUCCCUCCCUCCCUCCCUCUCUGGAGAGAGGCAUGGCUUCGGACUCGGAGAAGCUGACGGGGGCUCUGGGGCUUGCCAGCCUGACAGGUGGCAGCAUUUCCAAGGACAAGGUAAAGGAGGCAGUCUGCGGGUACGAGCAAUACCACGCGCAGUAUGGGGGGGAUGCGCAGGGGCGCAAGGCCCUUUAUGCGGACAUGGUUAACAAGUACUACGAUCUUGCGACCAGCUUCUACGAGUACGGAUGGGGAGAAUCUUUCCACUUUGCUCAUCGCCACAAGAACGAGACUUUGAGAGAGAGCAUUCGACGUCAUCAACACUACCUUGCUCUUCGGUUGGGCUUGAAGCCGGGCAUGAAAGUACUCGACGUCGGCUGUGGAAUAGGCGGUCCUCUGCGCGAGAUAGCCAUCUUCAGCGGCGCCUCGAUCACGGGCCUUAACAACAACCAAUUCCAGGUGGCUCGCGGUACCGCACUGAACAAGGCCGCCGGACUGGACAAGACCUGUGAUUACUUGAAGGCGGACUUCAUGAAGAUGCCUAUUGCCGACAGCAGUUACGAUGCAGCGUACGCAAUCGAGGCCACGUGCCAUGCACCUAGUCCGGUGGAAUGCUACAGGGAAAUCUGCAGAGUGCUGAAGCCGGGCCAGUGCUUCGCUGGGUACGAGUGGUGUGUAACUGACGCAUAUAACGCCGACGAUCCUGUGCAUCGCAAGUGCAAGGAGGACAUAGAGAUAGGCGAUGGCCUGCCUGACCUGCAGAGCUGCUCUCAGUGCGUGGAAGCCCUCAAGGGAGCAGGAUUUGAGGUCAUCAUGACGGAAGAUUUGGCCAAGUCGUCGGCAAUACCGUGGUAUUACCCCCUUGCUCGAGGGUUCGGACUGUCGGAGUUUCGGUUGACGUCAUUUGGGCGAUUCUUCACCCGCCGGCUCGUCUGGCUCCUGGAGACGCUAAGGGUCGCGCCGGUGGGGACCACACAAGUGUCGAGGUUCUUGGAGACCGCGUCUCACGGACUGGUCGCAGGCGGAAAGAGGGAGAUCUUCACUCCUAUGUUCUUUUUCCUCGUUAGGAAACCGGCAAAGGCUGCAUCAUGAAGAGGAAAGAGAGGGGGAGGGCGGAAGGGGGAAGACGGGG